AUGGCCGGUUGGUUAUUUUGUUGCUGUACGUCCAGGGGGAUCGACCUCAGGCGCGUCACCCAGCUCUCCUGGAACCCCCGGUCGAUCUUCAUCCUCCCCCCUGAUUUCUCCCGCGAUGAUGCUCAUUCUGAGUCCAAUUCAUUCCCUUCGUGAUUCUCUUGUGCGCCGCGAUGCUAACUGGGUUCUGCUUGUGGUUUCUGCAGGGCUUUCUUGUAUCAUGGAUUUCUCUCUGAUGCCGAAUGCGAUCACCUCGUCAAGCUGGUGAGAGAGAGAGAGGCGUUUUUCUCUCCCAGAAGCUUCCCUCUUCGUAGAUCUCUCUCACCAUGACUACAUAAUGGCGGAGAUGAGAAGAGUUGUGUUUGAUUGAACAGGCGAAGGACAAGCUGGAGAAGUCGAUGGUGGCUGACAAUGACUCAGGGGAGAGCGUCAUGAGUGAAGUGAGGACCAGUUCUGGCAUGUUCCUGAGCAAAAACCAGGUGGGGCGAUCUCCCAUUUCGCUUCCGUCUCCCCUCUCUCCGCAGCCAUUCGCUUGUUUCUCGGACUCUGCGAUCACUGAGCAUCAGUGUUUUUUGGCUUUUGUUGUGGUGAGCAUGUUUCUUUGCGGGGAGGACUCGAUGCCCGUGGUUGCUUCUGAGGUUCGAGAUGGUUGCUAGCCCGGAUGAUUAAUUUCAACGAAAUCGUAGCUGUCGGGAUUAGGAUUUGAAUGGGUAGAUUGGGCUCCAAUUGAAGAACACUAUGGAAUAUUUAGCUCAUGAUUUUUCUUUUCUUUUUCCGGAAUGGGGAGGAGGGUUGGACAAAUUUGGCCUAGAAGCUUGAUUUCAGGUUAGGAGGGGUCGCAGGGGAAGCAGCGUCUUUGGAUCAAGAUUCUUUGAACCAGAGGGUCUGUUUUUCCGUUCUUCUCAUCAUGAUGUUUUCUAGAUGGGAAGGCAAAGUGAUGAGGAGGAUCUGUUGUUGAGGAUUUUCAGGAGCCAUCUGGUUUCUGGUGAUAAAAAUAGAUGCACAAACCAAAUCUUUGGGCUGAUCCGAGGAACUGUUAUUAUCGGCGGAUUCAAAUUUUGUCAUAAAUUGGAAUCGCCGAAUCCUCAGGCUUCAGCAUGUGAAGGACCGUUAAGAGUGUGAGAUAUUUCUAGCAGCCGCUUUUUCACAUCCAUGGAUCCUCCUCUCAACUCGGGUCACCUUCUACUUUGGGCAAGAUCUCCGGUGAAUAAUCAGCCAGCUUCAUCAGCAAGUUCUAACACCAGGUGAACUAUAUACGAACCAGAGAUGCAGUUUUGAAGGACGAACAGCUGGUCAAGUGCCUGAUGCAACACCUCAAAGGCUUAAAAAUCAUUCUCAGAGACUUGAAUUGCUUGCCUGGUUUUUUUUUUUUUUUCCCCCUGAAGAAAAAAUCAUCUCUGUUUCUUAGAUUUAUCUUCUUCAGUAGGGGGAUAGGAAAUGGGGAGGAAGUAUUAAUCACCCAUUUUCGACCAAGGUUUGAAGCAUGAUCUCCCAAAGUAGACGGCAUUUAUUUAUUUUCGUAAUCUCCAUCUAUUCAGGACGAAGUCGUAACAAGGAUCGAGAGGAGGAUUGCAUCCUGGACCUUCCUGCCGGAAGGUAGUCCCUCUUGCCUUUGAAGUUGAGUGAGUCGGAGAUGAAUCCCCUGAGAAAUUUCUUGGUUGCAGAGAAUGGGGAAGCCAUCCAGAUACUCCACUAUGAGCAUGGGCAGAAGUACGAGCCCCACUAUGACUUCUUUCACGACAAGGUCAACCAGGAGCUCGGGGGGCACAGGGUGGCGACUGUGCUCAUGUACCUGUCCGACGUGCAGAAGGGGGGGGAGACCAUCUUCCCGAAUGCGGAGGUAACUCGUGACUCUCUCUCUCUCUGUGUCUGUGCCUGUGUCUGUGCCUGUGGCGCUCCCUCUGUCUUGAAUCUGCGCCAGAUGGAUGAGUUGAUGAGCAGGAAAAAAAUGGUGGGUUUGUUCUACUUGUGAAAGAGCCUGUUUGCAUUGAGUUUGGUGGCCCAUCAAUAGGUUGAUAUCAUGUCAGAUCUGAUGGUUGCACUUCAGUCAAAACUCUCUCUCUCUCUCGCUCUGUCUCUUAGUCAUUUUGAUAGGCCUUCUCUGCUCAUAAUCUUCAAUGCGUCUCUAUCGUCUACGUUUCAGUCAUGAAUCUGUACUCUCUUCCUCUCUCUCUAGCUUGUUGGUGAACUCAAAUUAUUCGCUGCACUUUAGUGUCUCCCUUUGUCCGGAUUCUGCCUAUAUAACGUAAACAUGCUGCAGGGUAAGCUUCAGCAGGUGAAGGACGACACUUGGUCCGACUGCGCCAGUGACGGCUACGCAGGUAUAUUUAUUUACUAUUUCGGGAAAUAUCCUUCAAUCUCCCCAGAGAGAGAGAGAGAGAGAGAGAUGGGCUUCUGGUGUCCGACCUUAUCAAUCGAAAGAUUGAUUUUUUUUGUUUGGUCGGCAGUGAAACCGAGGAAGGGUGACGCCCUACUGUUCUUCAGUCUCCACCCGAACGCCACCACCGACAAUUUCAGCCUCCACGGCAGCUGCCCGGUGAUCGAGGGCGAGAAGUGGUCGGCGACGAAGUGGAUCCACGUCAGAUCGUUCGAGUACCCGCCGCAUGCCACGUCAGCCAACGGCUGCGGCGACGAGAACGAACUCUGCUCGUCGUGGGCCGCUACCGGAGAGUGCGAGGGGAACCCCUCCUACAUGGUCGGUUCCGAUGGCGCCCCCGGCUUCUGCCGGAAGAGCUGCGGCGUCUGCUGA
Messenger RNA from Spirodela intermedia, 2746 nucleotides. The record is from the annotation of a GenBank genome assembly. NCBI's taxonomy places the organism in Eukaryota, Viridiplantae, Streptophyta, Magnoliopsida, Alismatales, Araceae.